Messenger RNA from Malurus melanocephalus (red-backed fairy wren), 1375 nucleotides. RefSeq lists its product as uncharacterized. Lineage: Eukaryota; Metazoa; Chordata; Aves; Passeriformes; Maluridae. The transcript is spliced from 2 exons. The record is from RefSeq and is a predicted model, not a curated record. The coding region runs from base 90 to 776 and encodes 228 amino acids.
GGGUGUCUCACUUCCCAUACACGUUAAACGCCGUAUAAAUGUUCCCGAGGCUGUUAAAGCUCCUCAUUCCGGCGGCUUUUAUCUCCUAAAUGUGUUUCCGAUGGCUGAAGAGGAUCUACCACUGGCUCCGGCGGAAAUGCUCCCGGCGGCACCGCGGCUACAGCCGGGAGAUGUCCCUGAGCCACCACGGUUUCUGCAGCGGCGCCUUCUCCAACCGCCACGGCCGCGCUUCCUUCUCCUGCAGCGGGGACGGUUCCGUCCACUACACCCGGAGACCCCCGCCCUGGCGGCCCCCGCCACCCCCGGCCCCCUACAGCAUCUCGGGGCGCUUCUCGUGUGACGGCGAAGGGUCCAUCGUGGUCUCCAGCGGGGAUUCUGGGGUCACCUCCGGCUGGGACGCCACGGUGGGGACCGUCCCCGUUUAUGGCCCCGGCGUGGGGAUGGGGUACGGCAGCGAGGAUUUGGGUCCGGUCAUCAGCAGCACCGGGGGAGGUGGGGGAUCCAUGUACCACGGUGGGGAUUUGGGGAUCACUGGAGGAGCAGGGGGUGGGUAUGGAUACUCCACACCCCUGACCACAGGAGGGGUGACUGAAGGGUCAGGGUACUAYGGUGGAGGGUUGGGAUAUGGAAUUGGGACAUUCCCGGCAGUGGAGCUCAGCCCUGCCGGUGGGGGCUGCGCCCAGGUGGUGCAGCAGAAAUGCCCCGUGGUUGUCCCCAGCACCAAAACCCAGCAGUGCAAACAGAGCACCCACUGGCCCCCCGUCCAGAAGAAGUGACUCGGCCCAGCGGCCGUUCCCAAAUCCCAAAAGUGUCCCUGGAUGAGCCACAACGGGCAUUUUUGCACGUCCWUAYGGUCGCAGAGCUCCGCGUUCCUCAYGUGAGGCUGGGCUGAUGACAGUCCCCCAAAAACUGCUGGAAAACUGGGGGUUUGYGCUGUGGUGACAGGAAAAGAUUCUUUUCUCCUUCUCCUUAGGAUGAUGGGUUGUAAAAUAAAACCUCACAGCCUGAGGGUAGUUUCAAUCUCAGGAUGAUUUCUCUCAUUUCUGKCUCCUUCACUCAAAACACAAAUGGAUCCUCAAAGAAUGUCCACAACACAAAGUUUUCCUUCCAACCUUUUUUUACGUAUUUUACUCACAUUUAAACACAACAUUUAUAUGAAUAGAAUUAAAAUACAGCAUUUCCAACAGCCAGAGAAGUUCAGGUGGCAAGGGGAUGGUGUCAGACUGUUCCUAGUGGCAACCAGUGGCAGGACAAGGAGUGAGGGACACAAACCAAAYCCCAAAUUCCACCUCAACAAUUCAAGGAAGAAUUUCUCUCCAGAGCUGCCUGAGGAAGGAGUGGAGUCUCACCCUCCAGAGGCAUCCCAAACCCACCU